GGGAUUGGAAUGUGAUUUAUCAGUUGAUAACAGGGAUGGAAUUGAAAAGUCUGAGAUUAUCCAUCAGAUUUCUGCAAUUGAUGAAAGGUUUAAGAAGCUUAGUGUAUUGAUGAAACAUUGGGCAAAAGCACAUGAUAUUAACAGCUCCAAAGACCGAACUUUGAAUUCUCUAUCUAUUAUAUCAUUGGUUGCUUUCCAUUUGCAGACUCGAAAUCCUCCCAUAUUACCUCCUUUUUCUGUUCUACUUAAAGAUGGAGCUGAUCCUGUAGAUGUUGGGAGGGUUGUCCAAAAGUACAUAAACUAUGGCAAAAAGAAUGAAGAAUCCUUGGCCGAGCUUUUCGUCACUUUACUAAUCAAGCUGGCAUCAGUUGAAAAACUUUGGCAUCAAGGGCUCUGUGUUAGCUUGUUUGAUGGAUUAUGGAUAUCCAAAACAUGGGAUUCUGGAAUUGGCUCUAUAAGUAUUGAGGAUUUUGUGUACAGAUCUGUAAAUUUUGCCAGGGCGGUAAGCAGGGCAGGAGCCAAGAAAAUUUACAGCUGCAUCCACCAUUCAAUUGGUCAUAUAGGUUCCUUCUUGGAAGGCCAAAUACAGGAAUCUCAGUGCAAAGAACUCAUAUUUGGCUCUGAUGUCAGUACAAUGGCUACUGUACAAGACAUGGUUUGCCAAAAUCUGCACAAAGAUACAGUUAAGCAUCCCAUUGAUCCAGAGCAUCAUCAAAGAAAAAAGAUGCGAUUAACAGGAAUUUUUGAAGAAACCCGACUUGCACAAAGUUCGGAAGGGGAACACAAUGAACCAGGGUGGAACGGCAGUUUGUUUGCAAAAGAGAGAGGAACCUUGCAUUUGGAACAAUGCAGAACACUGCUGGAUGACAACAGGAGAGAAAGUGGAUACUUGAAUUUCCGGAGUGACAAAUGGCAGAAUCAUGCUGGAAAUUCAGGUCUAAUGCCACCUGCCCAUGCCCGACAAUUCCCUUCUCAAACUCGUGUUGCUUCCAGCUUUGAUAAUGCCAGGUUCUAUGAUCCUCAAAAACUUCCUCCUGUUCCUUUUCCAUAUCCCACAGGCUUUGGAGAGUCCCAUGAACCUCUACCCCAAUUCUCUCCAAUUUUACAAAAUCACCCGGGAUUUUUUAGACCCAUGUCUUCUCAUGGACCUUUUUAUGGUAAACAAACUCUAAACCAUCAAGAAUUUAUACCCUAGGACAUAGUCACAUAGGUUACUGUCCUAUGUUUAUAGAGUUUACUUUAGCUUCAGAUUCCCAGUUCUUGGUAGAAACUAGAGACAAAUAUCCCAAAAAGAAAGGUGCAUAUGCCUUGCACCCGAAUGCCAUCAUUUGAUUGCGAGUAAGAUUCUUAAUAUCAAAAUUGUUGGUAGCUGGGUGAGGAUGUAUAUAAAUUGAAUGAAAUUUGGCUGAACCCGAUCAUUGUUGUAUUGUUAGUGUAUCUUGUCAGUCGGUUCUAUUAAUUGAAGUAAUGUAACUAUUUAAGAUACCAUGUGAUAUGGAAGAAGAGGUAAAAUCAA
This is a messenger RNA of Carica papaya (papaya), 1516 nucleotides long. RefSeq names its product protein HESO1-like. Gene Ontology annotation, biological process: RNA 3'-end processing. NCBI's taxonomy places the organism in Eukaryota, Viridiplantae, Streptophyta, Magnoliopsida, Brassicales, Caricaceae. The record is from RefSeq and is a predicted model, not a curated record. Gene Ontology annotation, molecular function: nucleotidyltransferase activity.